ACCGACCGCAACGGCAACACUUCCACUUACGUUACGUUCCUGUCCUAACCUCAAUAUAGGAGAGAUCAAACGUAGUUAUUGGGCGAUAGAUUCGAAUGUUGAGUUGUUGUUGUGGAUUAUAGUAUUCUAAACGUUCGUUAUUAUUAUCUUAGUUGAUGAAACGAGACGGAAUAAAGUUAUUCUAGUUAAUAGCUUACAGUAAUAAUUCAAAUAUUUUUUAUUCAAUAAUUAAUUAUUAUGCAGGUUAAAGUCUAAAAUGACUACAAAUCAAAAAAGGACCGUUUAUGUUGGAGGAUUGGCCGAGGAAGUUGAUGAGAAAGUUCUCCAUGCUGCCUUUAUCCCAUUUGGAGAUGUUGUUGAUGUUCAGAUCCCUCUUGAUUAUGAAACAGAGAAGCAUAGAGGUUUCGCUUUUGUGGAGUUCGAGGUGGCAGAAGAUGCAGCUGCAGCCAUCGAUAAUAUGAAUGACAGCGAGUUGUAUGGACGCACCAUCAGAGUGAACCUCGCCAAACCUCAGCGUAUCAAAGAAGGUUCAUCACGACCAGUCUGGUCAGAGGAUACUUGGCUGCAGGAACAUGCCGGCGAGACACUUGAGACAGAAGCGGACACCAAAACUACUGCUGUGGAGGAAGACACAUCUGUCAAGAAACAUAAAAAUCCACAGGUAUAUUUUGACAUCAGCAUUGGCAAAGUAAAUGUUGGAAGAAUCAUUAUGAUGCUUCGUUCUGAUGUGGUCCCCAAAACAGCAGAGAACUUCAGAUGCCUUUGUACUCAUGAGAAGGGUUAUGGAUAUCAAGGAAGCACAUUUCAUAGGAUUAUACCGAACUUUAUGUGCCAAGGAGGAGACUUCACCAACCACAACGGCACUGGUGGCCGAUCCAUCUACGGCAAGAAGUUUGACGAUGAGAACUUCACACUGAAGCACACAGGCCCAGGGAUACUGUCCAUGGCAAACUCUGGGCCUAACAGUAAUGGAUCUCAGUUCUUCCUGUGUACAAACCGCACCGAGUGGUUGGACAACAAGCACGUUGUAUUCGGACAUGUUAUGAGUGGGUUAGAUGUUAUUAAGAAGAUGGAGAAAUGUGGUACCAAGUCCGGUCUUCCCACGGAGAAGGUCAUCAUAUCAGCUUGUGGGGAACUAGUUUAAGAAGCAAUAAGUCCUAUGUACAGUUUUUAUACUAUAAUUUUACAUGUGUUUUAAAUACAGCCCUUAAUACUUAGUA
This is a messenger RNA of Homalodisca vitripennis (glassy-winged sharpshooter), 1220 nucleotides long. RefSeq names its product peptidyl-prolyl cis-trans isomerase E (gene cyp33). Gene Ontology annotation, biological process: protein folding; protein peptidyl-prolyl isomerization. Gene Ontology annotation, molecular function: RNA binding; peptidyl-prolyl cis-trans isomerase activity. Lineage: Eukaryota; Metazoa; Arthropoda; Insecta; Hemiptera; Cicadellidae. The record is from RefSeq and is a predicted model, not a curated record. Gene Ontology annotation, cellular component: intracellular membrane-bounded organelle. Bases 257 to 1144 code for a protein of 295 amino acids. The transcript has 7 exons.